Messenger RNA from Exophiala oligosperma, 1310 nucleotides. RefSeq lists its product as uncharacterized. The transcript has 2 exons. Lineage: Eukaryota; Fungi; Ascomycota; Eurotiomycetes; Chaetothyriales; Herpotrichiellaceae. The record is from RefSeq and is a predicted model, not a curated record. Gene Ontology annotation, biological process: regulation of Ras protein signal transduction; regulation of proteolysis. Gene Ontology annotation, molecular function: phospholipid binding; peptidase inhibitor activity. Bases 65 to 994 code for a protein of 309 amino acids.
GUCCAGCCUUGUCCAUCACCAGUUCAUCCCCCGUCAACCUCUAUCGUCCUCCACGAUCUCAAAGAUGAAGUCCUCCUACUCUCCUUUGGCAGUAUUGGUGCUGGCCGCCACCGCGGGUGCUCAAUCCGCGCCCGGUUUCCCGGUACAAGUCAACAAUGAGCUGUCUGUGGAUUUUCAGAGUUCCUCCGACAGCUUUCUUCAGCCUGGUCAAAUGUUGUCCCUGAACGACGUUCAAGACGCGCCCACCGCCUCUGGCCCAUCCGGCUCGACCAGGACGUUGAGUUUCAUGUUGUUCAUGAUCGAUCAGGACGUCAAGUCUGAUGAUGGCUCACGCGUCGAACUCCUUCAUUACUUCCAGCCCAACCUCGCUGGUGCAUCAGAGGUGCUCUCUGACUUCUCGAAAGACGCUCAGAACUUCACCUCGGCGUCUCCUGUGCAAUACAUCGCUCCAGGACCCCCGGCGGGCGACGGUCCGCACCGAUACACGCUCUUGUUGUAUCCACAAUUCGAGGGCUUCUCUGUUCCCAAGGCCUACUCGUCCUUCUUCCCUCCGGCCAACGUCAAUGCCAGAAUCGGCUUCGACAUGGCAGGCUUCGCCAAGGCCGCCAACUUGCCUCAACCCGUCGGCGCCAACUGGUUCGAGGUCCAGAACGGCGAGGCUGCCCCAUCAAGUACCGCCGGCUCUGGAUCCGCAGCUAGCACGAGGACGAGCUCGAGUGAUUCAGCAUCGACGUCUGCUUCAGAUAGCAGUGCAACAACCACGGCCAGCGGCAGCACUGGGUCAUCAGAGACUUCAGCAACUGCGGCAACAGGAUCUACUUUGGCCACCUCUCUACCCUCGUCAUCAGCCACGUCCUCAGCCAGUGCAUCGGCCAGUGCAUCGGCUACUCCUGCAUCUUCGGGUGGCAAUGCGGCUGGAUCCGUGGACGCAAGGAACAGCUUUGCUGGAUUGGUGGUUGCGCUUUCGAUGAGCGUCUUCGGACUGUUGCUGUAAAUGAUGGAUGCAAAAGAUCUGCAUAGGUUCUCUUGGCCAUGGACAUAUACACGGCAAGCUGCAACUCCUUCAAGCAAGGUAUCUGUAUAAUAUGAGACAGGAAUUCUCAGAGUAGAAUAAAAUGACUUGAUGCAGUAUGGACUGAACGCCCGUAGCAUCUCGUAUGGAUGAGUACGAGUACUUCGUAUAUCAGAGCAGCGAGUUAUCGAUCUACAGAAUAUCAAAACUUUAGCGUGCCUGUACCUGUCGAUCUUGGAGUCUAUAAGGCUAGACAAGUCUGUUAAUGAGAUGAAGGGUUAUUCUGUGAGGUCACUCU